UCGAGACCAUUGCCCAUUCCAAAUGGCUCUAACAUGCAAAACCCGUAAACCGCCCCUUGUAAUGCCAUCCACCAUCUUCUCUCCCCCUUGUCUAGCUUGUUCGUGCCACUAUUCCACUCCACACAAAUAAAACCUAUAAAUUCUCACUCUCCCUCACACCAACAAAACCAAACUCUCUCAAAACAAAACAUCAUCAUCAUCAAACUCAUUCACAUUUUUCACUGUUAUCUCGUUUUCUACUAUUUCCUCAUGAACACUAACAUCCUCGGCGACUGCAAGUCCGGAAACAGUGACGUCGGGUGUCCCCCAAAUGGCACCGUCUCGGUGAUCAAGAACUCCGUCCCUGCCACCGCAAUCACCUCCUCGGAUGCCACGCUAGGGCGUCACCUGGCUCGAAGACUAGUCCAGGUGGGUGUGAAGGACGUUUUCUCCGUGCCAGGUGACUUUAACCUCACCCUCCUCGACCACCUCAUCGCGGAGCCGCAAUUGAAAAACGUUGGAUGCUGCAACGAACUUAAUGCUGGAUACGCUGCGGACGGCUACGCGCGGUGCAGGGGCGUGGGCGCGUGUGUUGUCACGUUUACUGUGGGAGGGUUGAGUGUGAUAAACGCGAUUGCGGGCGCGUACAGUGAGAACCUUCCGCUGAUUUGUAUCGUUGGUGGGCCCAACACGAACGACUUUGGUACUAACAGGAUCUUGCAUCACACCAUUGGGUUGCCAGAUUUCAGCCAAGAGCUCAGGUGCUUCCAAACAGUUACUUGCUAUCAGGCUGUGGUGAAUAACAUAGAAGAUGCACAUGAAAUGAUUGAUACUGCGAUCUCAACCUGUCUGAAAGAAAGCAAGCCUGUGUACAUAAGCAUAAGUUGUAACUUGCCUGGCAUUCCUCACCCCACAUUCAGUCGUGAGCCAGUUCCAUUUUCUCUGUCUCCAAAAUUGAGUAACAAGAUGGGGUUGGAGGCAGCAGUGGAAGCAGCAGCAGAGUUCCUAAACAAGGCAGUGAAGCCUGUAAUGGUUGGUGGUCCAAAAUUAAGGGUGGCUAAGGCAUGUGAUGCAUUUGUUGAACUUGCUGAUUCAUGUGGUUAUCCAUUUGCUGUGAUGCCAUCAGCCAAGGGACUAGUCCCUGAGCACCAUCCCCACUUCAUUGGCACAUUCUGGGGUGCUGUUAGCACCGCAUUCUGCGCUGAGAUCGUCGAAUCCGCUGAUGCAUACCUGUUUGCUGGCCCCAUUUUCAAUGACUACAGCUCGGUUGGGUACUCACUCCUCCUCAAGAAGGAGAAGGCCAUCCUUGUGCUGCCAGACCGUGUUGUGAUCUCGAACGGACCCACGUUCGGGUGUGUCCUCAUGAUGGAUUUCCUCAAGGAACUAGCAAAGAGGCUCAAGCAUAAUAACACUGCUUAUGAGAACUACUCCAGGAUUUUUGUCCCUGAUGGAAAGCCAUUGAAGGCUGAACCCAGAGAGCCUUUAAGGGUUAAUGUUCUGUUUAAGCAUGUGCAAGAUAUGCUGUCUAGCGAAACUGCGGUGAUUGCUGAGACAGGGGACUCUUGGUUUAACUGCCAGAAGCUGAAGUUGCCAAAGGGGUGUGGGUAUGAGUUCCAAAUGCAAUAUGGUUCAAUUGGUUGGUCUGUUGGUGCAACUCUUGGUUAUGCUCAGGCUGUUCCUGAGAAGAGAGUGAUUUCUUGCAUUGGUGAUGGAAGCUUUCAGGUGACAGCUCAGGAUGUGUCCACAAUGCUGAGAAAUGAGCAGAAGAGCAUCAUCUUCCUGAUAAACAAUGGUGGAUACACUAUUGAAGUUGAAAUUCAUGAUGGGCCAUACAACGUGAUUAAAAACUGGAACUACACUGGCUUGGUUGAUGCAAUCCACAAUGGUGAAGGAAAAUGCUGGACCACUAAGGUUACAUGUGAAGAAGAGCUUGUUGAGGCAAUUCAGACAGCAACAGGAGUCAAGAAGGAUUGCUUGUGCUUCAUUGAGGUAAUUGUUCACAAGGAUGACACAAGCAAAGAAUUGCUUGAAUGGGGCUCUAGGGUUUGUGCUGCUAACGGUCGUCCUCCCAAUCCUCAGUGAAUUUCAAACACUUAAUUAGUUGAGCCAUUCACAAAUUUGCUGGAGUUUAGCCAUAUUAAUUUAUUAAGUUGAGAUCAAUUCCUUUAAGAUGCUUAUGUACGAGAGAAAUUUUCCUUUUGGAAAUGCUUUUUGAGUUUAUUAAAGUGUUGAAAUGAGUGCACUAGAUUUUAUGUAAAUUUACUCAUCGUGGACAAAAGUUAAUCUAUCAAUUUUUAACAUGAA
Molecule: messenger RNA, 2283 nt
Organism: Glycine soja
Lineage: Eukaryota; Viridiplantae; Streptophyta; Magnoliopsida; Fabales; Fabaceae
Product: pyruvate decarboxylase 2-like
Exons: 7
Coding region: 250-2061 (603 amino acids)
Molecular function (GO): thiamine pyrophosphate binding; carboxy-lyase activity; magnesium ion binding
Source: RefSeq, a predicted model, not a curated record